CCCCAGAGCCCCCAUCCUCACGGAGCAAGUAGGAGCCUCCCCAUCCUCCUCCCGCGCCCUCCCGCCUAGGUCGAUUCCAGCCGCCGCCUGCCUCGCCGCCGGCCCUGUCGCCUCCUCGCACACCCCCCUCCCCUCGUGCAGCCACGGGGACGAAUCGACCGCCCCGCAACUCCCCAUCCCGGCGCCGCCCCUUCCUCCACCCUGUCCCUCCGCCGCCGCCGCUCAUCUCCUCCCAGCCGCCGCCUGCCUCGCCGCCCGCCAUGUCACAUCUCCCUCCUCCUCCCACACCCCCUUCCGCCCCUCGUGCAGCCACGGCGGCAAAUCGAGCCGCCUAGCUCCUCCCCAUCCCGCCGCCCGGGUCCAGCACCCCACGGCCGUGUGCUCCCUUCUCUACUCACUGCCACUAUAAGUCUUUGUUUUUUUGUCCAAUUUGAUGUGAGACGGAAUUUGUAUGAUGUGUGUGUGGGAAAGUGAAGUGGCUGGAAGAUUAAUUUGAUAUGAAUUGAUCUGAAUCGAAGUUGUAUGAUGUAGAUGGGUGUAUUUUUGUGAAAUUGAGAUAGAUGGAAGAUGAACUUGGUUGUUGGUUUAUUUUUCAGAAAAAUGGUGUUGUUCGAUGAUGAUGAUGAUCUUGAGCGAGAAGAAGAGGAGGAUUCUGAUCACUACAUGAUUGUUGCUGCCCUCCUUUCGGACAUUGCGGACAUGGAGGAGAAUGAGAGGACGAAGAAGGAGAAGCGUCGAGAAUCAGUUCCAGGACACAUAGUUGUUCCAAGGGACAUCUAUGGUACCAAUUUGCGGAUCAUUGCCCAGUACUUUGCAGAUCCUCCGAUAUACAAUGCAAAAUUCUUUAGGAGGAGAUAUAGGAUGUUGAGGGAGUUGUUCUUGCGCAUAGUGGCAGAAGUGGAAGCUCAUGAUGACUAUUUCAGGCAGAAAAGAAAUGCUUGCGGCGUUCCUGGUGCCACCGCUUUGCAGAAGGUAGUUGGUUCAUUUCGCAUGCUUGCCUAUGGUGUUCCUGUUGACUCUGUAGAUGAGAUAGUAAGCCUUGCUCAAAGCACAAUGAUAGAUAUUUUCAAGAAAUUUGUGAGGGCUGUGGUUGAGAUAUAUGGGGAUCAGUAUUUGAGGGCACCAAAUGUUGAAGACACCAAAAGGCUCAUUGCUAUGAAUAGCGCAAGAGGGUUCCAUGGCAUGCUUGGUUCCAUUGAUUGUAUGCAUUGGAGAUGGAAGAACUGCCCAACAGCAUGGAAAGGGCAGUACACAGGGCAUGUGGAUGGUCCGACGAUGAUUCUUGAAGCUGUUGCCUCUCAAUAUUUGUGGAUAUGGCAUUCUUUUUUCGGGCUUCCAGGUUCUUUGAAUGGCAUAAAUGUGUUGCAGAGAUCACCAUUGUUUCAGAAGCUCACUUCAGGGACAGCUCCAGAGUUGGAGUACGUGGUGAAUGGGAACAAGUACACCAUGGGAUACUACCUUGCUGAUGGUAUCUACCCAUCUUGGUCAACAUUUGUGAAGACCAUCAGCAAUCCAGAAGGGAACAAGAAGAAGCAUUUUUCAACUAUGCAAGAAGCGGUGAGGAAGGAUGUUGAAAGAGCAUUUGGUGUGCUACAAGCUCGGUUUGCAAUGGUGAGAGGGCCAGCAAGAUGGUGGGACAAGGAGACUAUUUGGUACAUCAUGACAGCUUGUGUGAUCCUACACAACAUGAUCAUUGAUGAUGAGCGCGGUGAGGACGUGGACUUCGAAUAUGAUCAAGAUGAUACCGAAGUGUUGACAAAGGCGGACUACGAGCGUCGUGAUCCACUUCUGCUACGGAAGUUCUUGGCGAUACACAGACGUAUUCAGAGUAGGCAUACUCAUGAUCAGCUAAGAGAUGAUCUUGUUGAGCACUUGUGGGCGCGACAUGAUGCUCAGUAGUUUGUUUAUUUGCUUGUUGCCAUUAUGGAACUAUUUGAUAUGAACUUGUUUAAUUAUUUGUGUUGUUGUGUACAUUUAAAUUGUUCGUAAAAAUUGAAUGUCGAUUUGAAUGUGGUUAAA
Brachypodium distachyon (stiff brome) is the source of this 2019-nucleotide messenger RNA. RefSeq lists its product as uncharacterized. Lineage: Eukaryota; Viridiplantae; Streptophyta; Magnoliopsida; Poales; Poaceae. The record is from RefSeq and is a predicted model, not a curated record. Bases 568 to 1899 code for a protein of 443 amino acids. The transcript has a single exon.